Molecule: messenger RNA, 540 nt
Organism: Ostertagia ostertagi
Lineage: Eukaryota; Metazoa; Nematoda; Chromadorea; Rhabditida; Trichostrongylidae
Source: the annotation of a GenBank genome assembly
AUGUGCAUUGAAUGGUUUGAAUACGAUGGUAAACGCAGAAACUUCCAGAUGGAUCUGACCAAGGAUACUCCUUGCCCUUGUAAAAUGUCUCAGGCUCUGCUUGAUCUCGGCAGGUACAUGCCGAUUAUGGAUUGCGAUAAAGACGGCGACACCUCAUGUCCAGUCAACAAGGGAGCUCAGCACUGCAUCCAAGCUGUCCAGCCAAGCUCGACUGGCUCUUCACAGCAGUGCUGCUACGACUAUGACGGAUAUCUAAUGUUCACUGAUGACUGGGAACCGGAUGGUGACUAUAACAGGUUCUUCCAACCGGGUACACCAGCUCGCGCUCACAAGUUUGGUGCGUCACCAUUUCGGCAGCCGCCUUUCAUUCCAACCAUGUCGAACUAUCAGCUGGAUCUCAUGCCGUACAGGACGUGUUGCACGUCGCGACAAACUGUGAUUUCCCUUCACUACUGGGCCUAUGACAAAUGGAUGACUCAGCGGCAAUGUACAACUGGCCCUCCUGGGAUACAUUUACGGAUCGGAGCCACAUGUCAGUAA